This is a messenger RNA of Rangifer tarandus platyrhynchus (Svalbard reindeer), 249 nucleotides long. The record is from the annotation of a GenBank genome assembly. Lineage: Eukaryota; Metazoa; Chordata; Mammalia; Artiodactyla; Cervidae.
AUGCAGACACUACGUGCCCCGUGUGCAAGCGGAGGCGACGGCGAGCUCUGUUAUCUGGAGCUGGCUUAUACUCGUACUCAAACACAUGCGCCAUAUGAAGUCUACGAUCGUCGCAUACAUCGGGGACCAGCGCAUAACCCGUACGUUACAGGCGUCUGCGCGUACGCCCAGCGGGAAACACCUGAAGGCGAUGUGUCAGUUCAGGCGCGUGCCAGCCCUCCGCGCCUGAUUAAAUCAAAACCAACGUAA